AUGUAUUUUGCUCCUGAGUUAAGAACUCAUUCACAAAAAGUUUGCACCCUUUAUAAGACUGCUUGCAGGCUUAUUGAAUCUUAUUAUGUUGCAAGAUUCAUAAUUCGAUAUCAUCAAGUUUUGCUACGAAAACAAUUUGACGAUAAUAAAUGCGUCACUGAUCCAAAAGAACAACGACUUCUGCUGCGAGUUGGAGAGAAUGAAGUGUUUGCAAAGAAAUAUCCUUUUCCACCACAAAAAUUUCCUAGGUCUAUUGGGCUCGCCGGUGGUGUUGCAUAUAAGCGUGUUGUUACACCUCCAGAUUGGAUUUUGGAUUAUUGGCAUCCACUAGAAAAAGCACAGUAUCCAGAUUAUUUUGCUAGAAGGGAGUGCAGAAAGACUGAAUAUAUAAAAAAAUGGAACGAUGGUACUUUAUAUUAG
Messenger RNA from Zerene cesonia (dogface butterfly), 420 nucleotides. RefSeq names its product NADH dehydrogenase [ubiquinone] 1 beta subcomplex subunit 9-like. NCBI's taxonomy places the organism in Eukaryota, Metazoa, Arthropoda, Insecta, Lepidoptera, Pieridae. The record is from RefSeq and is a predicted model, not a curated record. The transcript has 3 exons. Gene Ontology annotation, biological process: mitochondrial electron transport, NADH to ubiquinone. The coding region runs from base 1 to 420 and encodes 139 amino acids.